This is a messenger RNA of Physella acuta, 6580 nucleotides long. Its product is annotated as beta-1,3-N-acetylglucosaminyltransferase manic fringe. Gene Ontology annotation, cellular component: membrane. The record is from RefSeq and is a predicted model, not a curated record. Gene Ontology annotation, molecular function: glycosyltransferase activity. NCBI's taxonomy places the organism in Eukaryota, Metazoa, Mollusca, Gastropoda, Physidae.
ACCACUCAAUGUUUUCUUUCUGAAGUUGGUAGUCUGGAGGUAUGUGUCCGCUUCCAGAUGCGCUUAUCACUAAGAAAGGUGGUAAAAUAUGCCACCUUUCUCAUUUUCUUUAUGGUUCUGAACAUUUGGAUAAGUUAUAAUGUUAAUAUUUGGAGAUUCGACAACUUUGAAGACCGUGGGAAAGUUUUGCAAAACUUAAGAAGAGGACGCAGUGAGGACAAUGGCGGAGCUGCCCCGCUACCAGCAGUGACAAAAAGUGAAGGUAUCCAUAGGAAAUUAGACCCAGAUGUUUUACCACUUCAGAAAGAAGACAGUGCCGUAUUAUUAAGCAAUAAAGCCUUUAGAUUUCGACAAAAGCAGACAUUAUCUUACGAUGAAACACGUGUUGUUUUAAGGAGUAAAUCCCAAGAAUCUGAUAACAACUUGUUGCUGAGUGACAGUAACAGGUUUCGGAUAGGCGUGGGAAAAGAUGCGGCUGACACAAAUAUCAGUACACAUGUUCAGACUGAGACCAUCUCUAAGCAAUCCAGGGAUAUCAAAUCUUUCAAUACUCAAACUGAGUUGAACGACAUAUUUAUAAGUGUCAAGACCACAGCCAAAUAUCACCAAUCAAGACUCGACCUUCUUUUAAAAACUUGGUAUCUUUUAGCAAGGGAACAGAUAUACUUUUUUACUGAUGCAAAUGACAAAGAAAUGGAAAGUACUUUAGGAGAGCAUUUAAUUAACACCAACUGUUCCACAGACCAUAGUCGACGAGCACUCAGUUGUAAAAUGGCUGUAGAGUUUGAUUAUUAUUUGGCUUCAAGAAAACGAUGGUUCUGCCACAUGGAUGAUGAUGUGUACUUGAAUGUCCCAAGACUGGUUGAGAUGUUGAAAAAGUACAACUAUAAAGAAGACUGGUACCUGGGGAAGCCAAGCUUGAAGCAUCCUUUAGAGGUGGUUGACAGAGAUAACCCUGGGAUGAAAUUAACGUUUUGGUUUGCAACAGGCGGGGCUGGGUUCUGUAUCAGUCGUUCGUUGGCUCUCAAGAUGGCCCCGUAUGCUGGUGGUGGCAGAUUUGUAACUACGGCUGAGAAAGUCAGGCUCCCUGAUGACUGCACUGUAGGCUACAUCAUAGAGUACCUGCUGAAACACAAGCUGACGGUGGUGGAGGAGUUCCACUCACAUCUGGAGGCCCUGUGGCCCAUCAAGCCCAGUCAGUUAAAAAAACAGAUCACACUCAGCUUCUCUGAAUACUCUGGCAAGCAGAAUGUGAUCAACAUUCAAGGCUUUAGUGAAGUGGAUGAUCCUACAAGAUUAAAAUCUUUGCACUGUUUUUUGUUUCCAACUUUUCGUGAGUGUCGUGGACUUCCUUGACAGUCUGCCAUCAUUGGCAAGACUAGAGUGAGUAGCCCUUCUCUACUGGACUAGAGAGAGUAGCCCAAAGCCCUUCUCUACUGGACUAGAGAGACUAGCCCAAAGCCCUUCUCUACUGGACUAGAGUGAGUAGCCCUUCUCUACUGGACUAGAGUGGGUAGCCCUUCUCUACUGGACUAGAGUGAGUAGCCCUUCUCUACUGGACUAGAGAGAGUAGCCCUUCUCUACUGGACUAGAGAGAGUAGCCCUUCUCUACUGGACUAGAGAGAGUAGCCCUUCUCUACUGGACUAGAGAGAGUAGCCCUUCUCUACUGGACUAGAGUGAGUAGCCCUUCUCUACUGGACUAGAGUGAGUUGCCCUUCUCUACUGGACUAGAGAGAGUAGCCCUUCUCUACUGGACUAGAGAGAGUAGCCCUUCUCUACUGGACUAGAGAGAGUAGCCCUUCUCUACUGGACUAGAGUGAGUAGCCCUUCUCUACUGGACAUGAGUGAGUAGCCCUUCUCUACUGGACUAGAGUGAGUAGCCCUUCUCUACUGGACUAGAGUGAGUAGCCCUUCUCUACUGGACUAGAGUGGGUAGCCUAGUCUUGAUUGGCCUUACCGCACAGAAGCUGUCACUGGACACUUGGACAAGAUACAGAUAUUACUCCAGUCACUCUCAAUUAUGUCCACCUAGAAACAUUUGUUUGAAUAGACAAUGUACUUAAAGUUAGGUUCACUGGGUCCAACCUGGAGGUUUUGUGGUAGAUCUUGGCUGUUUAUUGGAUCCAACCUGGAGGUUUUGUGGUAGAUCUUGGCUGUUCAUUGGAUCCAACCUAGAGGUUUUGUGGUAGAUCUUGGCUGUUCAUUGGAUCCAACCUGGAGGUUUUGUGGUAGAUUUUGGCUGUUCACUGGGUCCAACCUGGAGGUUUUGUGGUAGAUCUUGGCUGUUUAUUGGGUCCAACCUGGAGGUUUUGUGGUAGAUCUUGGCUGUUUAUUGGGUCCAACCUGGAGGUUUUGUGGUAGAUCUUAUCCAGUAAAAAGGCUGCUAUAAAACAAUCAUUCCACAACACACAGUCAAAUAUCAACCCUCUCCUCUGAUUUGAAAGAUGCUUCAUCCAGCAGCGUGUGAAUGACAGUGUUUUGAUAACAUCUGUAGAAUGUACACAACUAUUGUAUGUAUAGAAAUCUUUGUUAAGCAGAGAAACACUUGUUGUCUACUACUCCAGACACACAACUAUUGUAUGUAUAGAAACCUUUGUUAAGCAGAAAAACACUUGUUGUCUACUAUUCCAGACACACAACUAUUGUAUGUAUAGAAACCUUUGUUAAGCGGUGAAACACUUGUCUACUAUUCCAGACACACAACUAUUGUAUGUAUAGAAACCUUUGUUAAUCAGAGAAACACUUGUUGUUUACUAUUCCAGACACACAACUAUUGUACGUAUAGAAACCUUUGUUAAGCAGUGAAACACUUGUUGUCUACUAUUCCAGACACACAACUAUUGUACGUAUAGAAACCUUUGUUAAGCAGUGAAACACUUGUUGUCUACUAUUCCAGACACACAACUAUUGUAUGUAUAGAAACCUUUGUUAAGCAGUGAAACACUUGUUGUCUACUAUUCCAGACACACAACUAUUGUAUGUAUAGAAACCUUUGUUAAGCAGUGAAACACUUGUUGUCUACUAUUCCAGACACACAACUAUUGUAUGUAUAGAAACCUUUGUUAAGCAGUGAAACACUUGUUGUCUACUAUUCCAGACAUUGUUGAAGCUUUCAUUCCUGUCAAGUAGCUGUUCAACUGGUGAACAUGUCUAGAACUCCCCAACCCAGAUUCCCCUAUCACUAGAACAAGUCAUGAUAUAUUUCCAUAGGAUCAAACUUUGUAUACAAUUGCAUUUGUUUUUCUCUAUUUGAUCUUUAUUCUACAUUGCCUACAAUUGACUUCUACAUUCAGAAUGACUGACUUUUUUGCACUGAUGGACCAAUACACUUUUUCAUUGAGGACCAAAUUUUUACCCCCCAUUUACACAUGUUUAUUUACCAUUCCUUUUUUUCUUGUAAUGUUGAGUUGAUUGCUAAAGUUGAGACAUUUUUUCUUGUAAUGUUGAGUUGAUUGCUAAAGUUAGAGACAUUUUUUCUUGUAAUGUUGAAUUGAUUGCUAAAGCUAGAGACGUAUUUGUGAUCAUAAUAGUGAAGUGGUCUUUGGUUUACUCCAAGCAUAUUGUUGACAGAUGUGCCUAUAUUUUCCUGUAACCAUCUUGACAAGUGAGUACACUUGCUAUGUCUAACAUUCGUACAUGGCCAGUCAUCUCAUACAUGACCUGCCAAGCCCAUACGUCUUUCAUUGUUAUACCGACCAGUUUAGUUUUGUAUUGAAUGUAAUAUUAAUGAUUCACUACACUGCUGACAGUUUAUUGUAAAUAAGACUUUUAUGCUUGUAUCAGAUUUUUUUAAUGAAAUUUGUUCAAUUCUUUUCAUGCAAAUAUCUGUAUUCUUCUAUGUUACUCUUACAAAUAUUACUUGUAUUUUUCUAUGCUACUUUACAAAUAUUACUUGUAUUUUUCUAUGCUACUCAUACAAAUUUGUAAAGUUUUUGUUACUCUUACAAAUAUGUCUUGUUUUUUUCUAUGUUACUCAAAGGUUGUCCCGAUUUCUUGUAUUUAUAAAAAUGCGAUCAUAUUGAUACUAACUUAGUGACCCUCACCCAAAAAUUGUUCUGGCAUAAAAUACCUUUACACAAUAGUGUAUUGUCAUUUUUCUACACAAACUUUUACUCUUAGUAUGACUCUAUUUUUGUUAUUUGCUGUGCACAAAUUUGUGUAUGUUUAUGUUACUAUCUCUCCUUCCACCAAAUUGGCUUGAUGUGCACUGAAGGUCUUGAAGAAAACUGUCGCUGUUUUGUGUUGAACUAGGUGAUCUGUCUGUGGAAACAGAAAAUUACAUAGCUUCACAAAGAAAUCCAUGCGACCUGAUAUUAUCUAAGGUAGUUCUUCUUGAGCGGACAUCUCUCAUGACUAAACAUGUUUGUUUACCUAAUGAACCAUUCAUGUCCCUUACAGAAAUCACAUGAUAUAAUCUAUUAUUUCUGCUCCUUUGUAGCCUGAGUUAUGUAAACAUUCAGCUCACUUGACCAUAUAGUCAUUGCUGCUGCUAAGUUAUCUCCCCUCUCGUUUUUUUUUUUUUUUUUUGAGAAAUUAAUUUUUUUUUUACCAAUUUAAUAUCAUCAUAAUCAAAAUGUAUUGAUACGGAAAGUUUGAGAAUGAUUGCUGUAUUGGGUCACAAUUGAGUCUAAAAAUUUGACCACAAACCUGACCACAGACUGAUGUCGAUUUGACCUAAGUAAGAGAAUGUAAAAAUUAAAACAGACAACCAUUAGAGAACUUUGUUUCCAUAAUAUGCAAAGCAUAAUGUCACAUGUGAGUGAAACAGGUCCAAUCAUGGUUUGAAAAUGACUCUUGCCACUUUGUGUGUGCUUUUUUUAGUAAUGGAAAUGGAAGGGGGGGGGGUCUGUGCUUGCCCACUAGCCUAGGUGGGCCUGUUGGAAAGCAUUCCUUUCUGUUUAGAGUAACUUACAAUAUUCCUUUGGCCUAGAUCAGCCUAUGUGAGUAACUUAAAAUAUUCCUUUGGCCUAGAUCAGCCUAUGUGGCAACACUGUACUUGCCCUGCUCAAGUGUUGAAGUACAGAUUUGAUCAUAUUCCCACCAGAAAAAGAUGUCAUCCUCCCUUUAUCAUCUAAAUAGGAUGAACACAUGAUGUUCUACAUUAAUCUUUCCAGUUGGGUGUACAAAAAUAAACCCCUCAACUCUAUUGACUGUAUAUUUUUUUAUGUGAAACAUUUUUAUAUACUAUUUACUCUGUGCCUUUUCAGAUGUCCAGAAAGUAGGUGUGACUAACAUAUUUCAUAUAAAAUGUUUUACUUAGGCUGUAGAACAAUACUUUUUUCUAACAUGUAUUUUAAACAUACACCUCACGUAUAUUCAACAGACACCUCACGUAUUUUAAACAGACACCUCACGUAAUUUCAACAGACGCCUCAUGUAUUUUAAACAGACACCUCACGUAAUUUCAACAGACGCCUCACGUAAUUUCAACAGACGCCUCACGUAUUUUAAACAGACACCUCACGUAUUUUAAAAAGACACCUGAGAAAUUAUUUUUCAAGCUACUGGUUAAGUUUUAUGUUGAAUGCUGUAAAUAUGUACCUAGACAUAAAUAAAGGAAUUUUUCAUGUCCGACUCAUUUACUAAUGUGCUUAAUUCUUUUUUACCUAGAGGAUUAUAAUUAUAAAGAUAUAAAUAAUGAUUUUUUUCAGUAGAACAAAUCAUCACUUUAUUUAAAAAAAUAAUGUAAGAAUUUUUUCUUCCUGCAAACAUGACAAGCUGCCAGAAUAUCAAAAGUUUCUCUUCACUAAUUGACCUCAUCCAAUAGCAGGGAAAACAAUAAAGAAUGGUGUUUGAUUCUUCUUUUAAAGUAGUUUCUUAAGUUAAAUUUACUUUUUUUCAAAAACUAAUGUCCUCUUUAGAACAAAAAAAGCAAAAUGUGAUAAGUGGUAGCUAAGUUUGAUAAAGAUGAGUAAACCUCUGGUAAAUAAAUUCCACAAACUGGUUGAAAUGCCUUCUUUGAAAGUUCUUGGAAAAUAAGUUGUCCAUGUUUAGGUCAGUAUUAACUUUGAUCAAAACUUUAUUUUAUAUGCAUGCCCAUAACAUCAUAGAAAUCAGAUGUAGAUAAAUCAGUGUUUUUAUUGAAUGAUUCAUUUUGUGAUUUCACAUUGUUUCCAUGAAAUUAUAAUGCUGUGAAAUUUCAAACAACGAGUCUUAUGUUUAUUGUUGAUGCUGUGGUUUACUUUGAAGAGGUCCUCGGGAAAGUUAAGUGAAAUCAAUCCUUUUUAUGAUUUUUAUAGUAGGACUUCAUAUUUAACUAUGUUACAAUUUAUAACUUUUUUUUACUAAAAUUUAUUUGCAUUCUCUUUUAUUAGUAGAUUUAUCCAUUACUAAUUGGUCUACUUUUCAAAUGCUACAAUAAUAGUUGAUCUGCUGAUCUCAUACAUUUAUUUCAAUUAAGACAAACAAUCAUACAUACAUACAUUUAUAUAUAUGUAACUGAUAUAUACUCUCACAUCCUAUCACUAUAUUUUGCUUCUAUUUAUAGGCAUACAUAUUUUUAGAAAGAAAAAAAAAACAUGUGAUGAUAAUAUUAAUAAGAUUAACUUUGUAGUGAGUAAUUGAAAAUAAAAUAAUUUU